GUCUGUCGCUCUUGAGCCCUCCCCUUGCCCCAAGCUGGCUCGGAUGUGGGGCGGGAGGGGGAGGAUGCUGAGGCCGAGAUCCAAAGGAGGAGCAGCCGCCGGGAGAGAGACAGAGACCGGGACAGACUGAGACACGGGCUCCAGAACGUCUCUGCCCAUGUGGACCCUGGCGGUGGUAUUUCUAAUCGGGGCUUUCCCAGGAGCAGGUAUCUAUGGGGGAGAGCCCUCAAACAGUGCCAGAGGCAUGGAGGUAGACCUACGAGCCCCCUUUCAUUCAGGGAUCAAUGCUGCACUGGUGCGACCCCGAGCGCGUGUUAAACGUUGUACCUGUUACUCGUACAAGGACAAAGAGUGUGUGUACUACUGCCACCUAGAUGUCAUCUGGAUGAACACCCCGGAACGAAUUGUACCAUAUGGAUUAACGAAUGUGCAAAGACAUAAACGUUCGGACAAAGUGGAGACAAGUGUGUCGCUGAUGGUUCCAAGAGCUCGAUGUAUCUGCACAGUGGAAACUGAUUGGCAGUGCAGCCAAUUUUGUCAACAGAAUGAGCGAUGUAGAGGAAGAAAAUUCUGUGGCUUUUCAGACCUGGAUGGAUCAGAGUGAAUACGAUUCUUCACCAUCCCUAUGAUGAUGCCAGUUUGAGCGAGCAACUUUUAAUGAGGAAACAUUACAUGAGUCCAUUGAAGAUAUGAUGGAAGUUCCAGGAUUUUAUGUGGUCAUAAUGAACUGUCAAUCAACAUCUCAUCCAUGGAAUCCAUUUAUACUUCUCUUUGCCCACAGAAAGGCAGCCAACAUCGUCAAAGACCCCUCCCACCCGGGUUAUAUUCUCUUCCAAGCUCUUCCAUCAAGCAGAAGAUACAGAAGCUUAAACACACAACCACAGGUUCAAGAACAGCUCCUUCCCUGCUGUUAACAGGCUGCUGAAUGGACCUCUCUAAUAUCAAAUCUAAUGUUGACCUUGCUUUUUGUGAACCACCUAUGCAGCCACAACCUUGUAUCGCUCUGCGAUGAGGGAGGAGGUGUGGGGGCAAGUGUAGCAUUUCCUGCGGUCUAUGAUCUGUAUGUCCUUGUAUGUUAUGAAGUGCCUGCCUGCACUGCAUGAAAAACAAAACUUUUCUCUGUACCUAGUUACAUGUGGCAACAAUAAAUCAAAUCAAAUCAAA
Molecule: messenger RNA, 1164 nt
Organism: Stegostoma tigrinum
Lineage: Eukaryota; Metazoa; Chordata; Chondrichthyes; Orectolobiformes; Stegostomatidae
Product: endothelin-1-like
Exons: 4
Coding region: 158-604 (148 amino acids)
Biological process (GO): intracellular calcium ion homeostasis; vein smooth muscle contraction; regulation of systemic arterial blood pressure by endothelin
Cellular component (GO): extracellular region
Molecular function (GO): hormone activity; endothelin B receptor binding
Source: RefSeq, a predicted model, not a curated record